AUGCAGCGGGCCUUGUUUACUGAGGAAGAGGUGCGCCUCGCCUCCGAGCGACGCCUGAAAUAUCGAGGGUCGGCGAAAGUCAGCAUCAGUGACAUUGAAUUUGACCCACCAUUGCCUCGAGACCUAGACUCGAGAAAUCUAGACAGGAUUUGUCAGAUUUUUCGAAAGAAUCGCUGUCGUCGCCUUGACGUGGAGAAUCGUAUUCCAGUGAUCGUAGCUCGAAAUGAUCUAUCCACGGCGCUCGAGCAAGCGGAAGUGACAGCCGGCGCUUUGAUGACUAAGAGUGCUGAGCGUCUUCCUAGUCUCCGAUUCCCAUCAGGCAAGCUGCGGGGUCUGCAUGGACGACAUCGCGCGCAGGCCGGCUCUAUGGUGCUGGCGCCCAUCGACCGAUGGUGGGCCGUAGACCUAUAUUUUGACGAUAUUAGUGAGGAACUAAGGACGACUUUAGUAGAAGAAUAUUCCAACCAGAAGUCGCCAACUGAUGGCGAAAUAUAUCGAAAAAUACGACAAUAUGAAGGUGAGAAGAACGAGCCUUUCCGAGAGCGGUGGUUUGUACGAUUGUCAAAAAGCAAUCAAGGUCGGCUGGAACAACUCGACAACCGCAGAAAUCGCCGGCUUCGCGGCGCUUUUGAUAAAUUGCUACGGAUUCCAGGCAUUUGGCCCAAUGGGAUGAGGAUCAGCAUGCUACAUCGUCUGAUUGCCACUGACUGUGUAGAAGAGAUGAUCACCUAUCUCAAACACAUCGAGGAGUUCUGGUCAUCUCUCGUCGGCGCCGAUACGGCUGCCAUGAAGAAAAUAGAUCAAGAUACUGUAGAUAACCUGCAGCUUUUGGCCCCCGGUAAGAGCCGCGCGGAUAAAAGUACCGCAUGUGGCCUUGUUCUGAGUGGCCGGGCAUUUUCAGAUUUCAGUGAGACAGAGCGAAGGUCUAUCUGGAGCCGUCUGGAGGUCUUUGAUGGUCUGGUACCGUCGCUAUAUACCUUUUUCGAGGAUUUCAAAUAUCUGGAAAACUGCGCCCAGUGCAUUAAGCGCCUCUUCGGGCCCGUUAACGAGUCCAUAUGGAACACCAUGAAACAUAUGUUCCAUGGUUCACCAGACCUCGAACAAGAUUGUCUCAUUCAGACGUCCGAGUGCACUGAGCGUCUUCAACGCGCAGGCUGUGCAGAAUGCCUCGAUCUCGGUUACCGACAGGUUUGGCUCUUUGCCAUGCGGAACUAUACUCUCAUGCCAACUGAUCCGAAGAACGAUGACGAUCUCCUGGCAAAGCCCAAUCGAGCCAUGGCAGAUGCUCGUACGAUCUACGAUAUGGCAGACCUCGCGCGCCGCCUUGGAUUCCAUUCUUCGGAGAUUGAGAGUCUCUUGCAAGGGUCUCCUGACCGACAGAUCGCCCGGGAUGCUCUUCUGCAGGCCCGAAAACCCCACCGCUUUCGAUAUGACGUGCGCAAAUUCGAUGCUCUUGUCGACCGGAUCGUUGAGUGCUUCUCAGCCGCUGUCCCUUACGAGCCUGAGCGGAACCCUGAGCUUUUGGCAGAUAGCACCGUAAAGGCUCGAGCACGAUGCGGGACGCCCCAAAAGCGGACGCAUAGGCAAGACAGCCUACAUCUGUUUAUAGACUAUCUUCAUAAGGACGAGAUCAUAAUUGCCGAUACAAUUACCACAUUUUUCGUCCGUCGCUGCGUCUAUUUUGCUUUUUUCGGGAAACCUUGCUCUCAUAGCAACCUGCAUAUGGAUCGCGAUGGUGACCCGCUUUCCCAGAGUUCACCUGUGUUUUCGCCGUUGUUUAUAAGGGACGAUAGCGCUGCCGCGGACCUGGAGACCACUAUUCCCGCGAGACAGACGGCGGAGCAACCUGAAUCCGAGCCGGAAGGAGCAUCGGCAGGAAGAGGCCAACAGAACAUACGGGAGCGGCAGCACCAGUCAAGAGUCCAUGAGAGGUUACGACGCCGGACACGCAAAAUGCGAAAGCGAAGACGCCAGACACAACUAGGGGGACAGACUGCUGAGCCAUCAAUGGAGCUAGACUCCCUGAGCGCAAGGUCCACGAACGACGAGGUAAAGGAUAACGACGGCUCGGAUCCGAGGAUCACCGAUGCAGGCACCCCUGAGCCAUCAUCACCAACUGCAGCCGUGGAUCUGAUGUCUAGGGCUACUACACCGGACCCUGAGCCUCUAGUACAUGAUCGGACUGAACGUGAG
Messenger RNA from Aspergillus pseudonomiae, 2193 nucleotides. Its product is annotated as DUF3723 domain-containing protein. The annotation marks the transcript as partial. The transcript has 3 exons. The record is from RefSeq and is a predicted model, not a curated record. Lineage: Eukaryota; Fungi; Ascomycota; Eurotiomycetes; Eurotiales; Aspergillaceae.